Molecule: messenger RNA, 865 nt
Organism: Chara braunii
Lineage: Eukaryota; Viridiplantae; Streptophyta; Charophyceae; Charales; Characeae
Source: the annotation of a GenBank genome assembly
GGACGACAUUGCGCAAGGGGAUGCAGGGGGAGGUGGCUUCAGGUGAGGCAUCAAGGAUGGGACAGGAUAACACGAUAGAGCAAGUUGAGCAGAGGUUGCGCAAGACCGAGUUCGUACGCUCCGAGGAGCCAUGUGCAGUGCUGGACGAGGCUCUUCACGACGCCGCGGAGGACACACUGCCUGAGACCGCGGGCAUGCCUCUGCCCGAGGGUUCAGUUGAUGGCGUCGUGCACAUGUCCCUAGGUCAAGAGGACAUACAGGCGGGCCAGCCUGUGGCCUUUGAUGAUAUUCGACUACCGACAGAACCAGGGGGGAUAGCACCGACCACCGGGGGGAGAGAGGAUAUCGAGGGCGCCGCUUAUGUAAGGGGGUUGGAGGAGCGAGUUCAAGGUGAUUUGGUGGCCACCGUUGGGGAGGGUCCACAUGUCAAGGUCAAUAGCGCGGCUGGACACAUAGAGGAGGCGAUCGAUAGGCAUGGCAGAGACAAAGAGGAGGCGUCGCGGACUUUGGUGGUGCAUACGGCGGUAGGGCCAGAGGUGCCACAUCAGACCCCUUUUCCAGUUGAUCCAAGACGUUGUGCACAUGACGUUGUCCCGGUCGUAAAGCGAUGUGUAGGCAAAGGCAUGUUCGCACCUCCGCUCCCGCCUUUUGCACCCUCAUGCGAGAGGACACAGUCAAGGUAUGUGCCUCAGUCGCAGGGCACCCUUGCAUUCGGCUGUAUGACUGCUGAGGAGUUGGAGGGGCACAGCGGGACAGAUUACACGGAGAUCGACACUCGUAUGUUCAUGGGAUCUCUGCCGACGGGGAUUAUUGCCUCAUGCACAGGACUUGUCUAGGGCACCAGCGAGCCCAAGCUUACCUUAUG